Messenger RNA from Triplophysa rosa, 945 nucleotides. RefSeq names its product olfactory receptor 146-like. Gene Ontology annotation, cellular component: membrane. Gene Ontology annotation, biological process: G protein-coupled receptor signaling pathway. The transcript has a single exon. NCBI's taxonomy places the organism in Eukaryota, Metazoa, Chordata, Actinopteri, Cypriniformes, Nemacheilidae. Gene Ontology annotation, molecular function: olfactory receptor activity; G protein-coupled receptor activity. The record is from RefSeq and is a predicted model, not a curated record. Bases 1 to 945 code for a protein of 314 amino acids.
AUGGACAACUUGACAUUUAAAAACAAAAUUCUGUUAGUGGAGGGACUGAAAGUUACACCUCAGUCUUCCUAUCCUGUUUUCAUCCUUCUUCUUUUGGUUUAUGCAUUUAUAAUGGUAUCAAACAUUGGAAUUAUUAUUCUGAUCUCGACAGACAAGAAUCUACAUGACCCCAUGCACCUUCUCUAUUGUAAUCUGCCAGUGAAUGAUAUAAUAGGGACCACUGUAGUGGUACCACGCUUACUGCAGGACAUUUUGAGGGAAGCCUCACAACGCUAUAUGACAUAUGAGGAGUGUAUUAUUCAAACUAUAUUUGUACACAUAUUUGGCACAGCAUGCCACACUGUGUUGAUGAUCAUGGCUUUUGACAGAUAUGUGGCUAUAUGUAAACCAUUACGAUACACAACUAUAAUGACAAAUAAAAUGGUGGUACAGCUAUCAGCAUCUGCCUGGAGUUCGGCGAUAGCGGCAGUGGCUGUUUUCAUAGGCCUUACUCUGCGUCUUUCUCACUGCAGAUAUAAAAUUGAAAAUCCUUUCUGUGACAAUGCCUCACUGUUUAAACUGUCCUGUGACCAGGGUGUGAUUAUUAAUAAUAUGGUAGGAAUCGUUAGUACUGUGAUAAUAUUUACCUCCUCACUUGGAUCUAUAUGUAUAUCGUAUGUCAAGAUUGCUAUUGUGUGCAUUACUAGUAAAAACAAAUCACUCAACAGCAAAGCUAUAAAAACCUGCAGCACUCAUUUAACUGUUUAUUUGAUCAUGAUUGUUUCUUGCGCCGUCAUGGUUUUUCUCCAUCGUGUUCCUCAAUACUCUGAAAACAGAAAACUAGCUAGUAUAAUGUUUCAUAUUGUACCUCCAGGAUUAAAUCCUUUAGUGUAUGGUUUACAGACAAAAGAGAUAAGACAGAAGUUGACAAAAAUUUGGUGUAAAAACAAAAUUAAUGUAAUGUAA